Molecule: messenger RNA, 1550 nt
Organism: Heteronotia binoei (common prickly gecko)
Lineage: Eukaryota; Metazoa; Chordata; Lepidosauria; Squamata; Gekkonidae
Product: protein SFI1 homolog
Exons: 10
Coding region: 333-1514 (393 amino acids)
Molecular function (GO): phosphatase binding
Source: RefSeq, a predicted model, not a curated record
GGAGUAACAGGAGAGUGGAAGAGCGAUCUCUGUGAGGGAACAAUAGACCAACCCGCUCUUUUUUGAAGCGUUCCGGCAGCUUGGGGUGGUGCUUUAUAAACGUGCGGUAAACAUACUGCCCUUCUGCCCCUCCCCGUUCCCCAAAGCUGCAGGUCCCGGGGCUUUGGAGGUGUCUGAGCGGGUUUCUUGGGGGGAAGACUUUAGGGGUGUUCUUUCGGCUUCAGUGCCGGUGUGAUUAGCGGUGGAGGCCCAAUUUAAAGGUGAGGCUUGUGGGCAAGAAGUUAUCUGGGGAACUCAACAAGCGCCCAGCUCCUCCUUUCGAGUCCAGGUUUAUGGACUUGGAUACCUGCAUUCCAGUGAACUUUCGGUGUUUUCAUCUGUCACUUUAUGAGAGGCAACAUAAACAGCAUUGGACUGCAGUGGAAAACAGAACACUUUAUUUUAUUAACCUGAUGGAGAAAAAGGCCAAAGGGAGUUCAAAAUGUACAAAGAUCCAGAAAUUACAUACUCGUAAAGAAGGUGCAAUUAGACAACUCAUUUUUCCUCAUCAUAUUAGAACAUUUUGUCAAGAUGGCAGUCAUCGGAUUGCUUAUCGUGUUGCAUACACUUGGAACCGAGGUGGAAGGUUAAAAGAAAUCCGUAUUAGGCACUUGGCCCGAAAAUUCCUUUACAUAUGGAUAAGAAAGGCUUUUGGAAGAGUUCUCCCAUCAAGUGCCAGAUGCUAUUAUGAACAGAAGAUACUGCAGAAAACUUUUGGCGAGUGGAAGGAUGAAUGGUGGACUGCUUGCAAAGAAUGGAAGCUUACAAUCAGGGCUGAUUGUCAUUAUAGAUAUUUCCUGUACAAUCUGGCUUUUCGGUCCUGGAAGUCUUACAUACUCCAGCAGCGAGAGAAAAGGAAGAAAUACAGUGUUGCAGAGGCUCAUGCUGCAAAGAAGAAAACACUUCACAUAUGGUAUCACUGGCUGAGCUAUGUGGAAAUGCGUCGCAUGAAGCAUAGGAUGCAUUUGGAAGCAUUCAAAUUCAAGGAAGUGAGCACCCUGCGCAUGCCAUGGAAAUUGUGGCGAAGGAGAUGGUUCCAAAUUCAAGUCAGCUGUGAAAUGGAUGCUCAAGCUUUACAGCAAUGGGCCCUGAGCUUGCAGUUUCGAUCCUGGCUGCAGUGGAAGGAGGUCUAUUCAUAUAUACAGAAUAUAAAAGAGAAGGAAGACAGAGCACUUACGCAUUACCGUCAUAGGAUGAUAAGGAAUUCUUUGAAAACCUGGCAUGUCUAUGUGCAUCUCCGAAGAGAGAAGAAGCAUCAACACAAGCUGGCUUUGCAACAUCAUCAUAGCUGCAUGCUCCUUCAGUUUUUCUUGUCAUGGCACCUAGCUUGGGAACGCAAACAGGAAUUGUACGUACAUCAGGAACGCAUUGCUCAGCUGGCAGCCAAGAUUGCCUUGAGAAGAGCCUUCUUGCAAUGGAAAUUCUGUAUCCUUUAUUUCAUUGUUCUUUUGCAGAGGUUUGUAGAACAAAGAUAACAGUAAGAUUUGGAUCAGGCACUAUGUGUGCGAAAA